Molecule: messenger RNA, 2071 nt
Organism: Micropterus salmoides (largemouth bass)
Lineage: Eukaryota; Metazoa; Chordata; Actinopteri; Centrarchiformes; Centrarchidae
Product: tripartite motif-containing protein 35-like
Exons: 6
Coding region: 264-1658 (464 amino acids)
Biological process (GO): protein ubiquitination
Molecular function (GO): ubiquitin-protein transferase activity; zinc ion binding; protein binding
Source: RefSeq, a predicted model, not a curated record
ACAGGAAGAAUUCACAGGAAUUCAGAACCUAAAGCUGCUGUGCUGUGGUAUUGUAUUUGAAAAACAAAGAAAAGGAAGACAAUCCAGUGAAUAGGACAUUUAUUUAUGUGAUAGGUAUUUAUGAGUGUUUGUUGAAACCGCUUUGAACUAAAAGCACUGAACUUGACCUCUGGUUGAGCAAAUACGAGUGAAUCUGUGAAAGUGAAAGUAAGUAGGCUGUCUGAGACGAGGAGGAGCAGACAAGCGCGGGAGAAGUCAACAGAAUGGCUGCCAACGCAUCACAAUCUGAAGUGGAUUUCACCUGCCCUGUGUGCUGUGACAUAUUCAAGGAUCCCGUUGUCUUGUUGUGCGGCCACAGCUUCUGUAAGUACUGUCUUCAGGAGUGGUGGAGACAGAGUAGACUCCAGACAUGCCCAGUCUGUAAGGAAAUAUUUCCAAUGACUCAGCCUCCACGGAAUCUGGCACUAAGAAACCUGUCCGACACCUUGAGACGAGAGAGGAGUCAGAGAGCGAAUUCAGGAUCUAAGGAGAUUUGCAGUCUGCAUGGUGAGAAACUCAAACUCUUCUGUGUGGAUGAUCAGCAGCUCAUCUGUGUGAUUUGCAGGGAUGCUCAAAAACAUAAGAAACACAAAUACAUCCCCCUCAGUGAAGCAGCGGAAGCCCAUAGGACCAAACUCAAGGUUGAACUGAUGCACUUAAAGAGCAAACUGGGGUCAUUUAAUGCACAUAAACUUAACUAUGAUAAAAUGGCCAGCCACAUCAAGCUCCAGGCUCAGCAGACAGAGAAGACGAUCAAAGAAGAGUUUCUGACGCUUUACCAGUUCCUGCGAGCAGAGGAGGCUGCUAGGAUUGAUGCAGUGAGGAAGGAGUCGGUGCUUAAGAGUGAAGCAAUGAACAUCAGGAUUGUUAAUUUGACUGCUGAGAUCUCCUCGCUCACACACAAAACUGAAACCAUAGAGCGGGAGAUGAAAGCUGAAGACUUCUCAUUUAUGCUGAAUGUCAAAUCCACUAUGAAGCGAUCCCAAUGCACCCUGCCAGAACCAGAGACCCCUUCAGGAGCCCUGAUCGACGAGGCGAAACACCUUGGGAAUGUGCUGUUCACAGUCUGGCUGAAGAUGAAGAAUAUAGUCCAAUACACUCCUGUAAUUCUGGACCCCAACACUGGCUACUCGCUAUUGGCCAUAUCAGAACACCUGACUCGUUCAACCAAAAGAGACAAAAGUCAGCAGCUUCCUUAUAACCCAGAAAGGAGUAGAGGUGAAGGCGUUGCUGGCUCUGAAGGCUUUAGCUCUGGAAAACACAGCUGGGAUGUGGAGGUGGGGGGUUAUUGGGCUGUUGGUGUGGCUGCUACUGGUGCUGAUGCUGACAUUUACAGAGGUAGAAAGUUCUGGGGCAUCUACAUGUGUAGUUGCACUGACAUUCUGCGUGAGCAUACUCCAUACGAAUAUAUGAAAAUUGUAUCUGAAGAUUUGUUUCCCCACAAGGUCAGAGUGCAGCUAGAUUAUGACAAAGGAAUUCUGUCAUUCUUUGACCUUGAUAGGAAGACACUUGUACACACCAUCAAAUACACUUUCACAGAAAUGGUCUUUCCCUGUUUUAAAGACAAUGCAAAAAUCCUUCCAGCUGAAUUGUCAGUCAGGGUAAGACAACCCAGAUAAACAUUUAGCAACAACAAGAGGCGGCCUUGAAACAGCCUUAUUUUGGGGCUUUAUGGGUUAAAAAUACCACCUAUCUUGGCAAAUCCUGGACUUGUUACCAAAUUAAGAAUGUGUGUUAUGAUUACUUUAUACAUUUUUUAAAGUGUUGUCAGCUAACAUGCAGGCUUCUAGAUCCUAAUGAAUGAUGCUAUUUAUUUGCAUUGUGGGAAAUGUUAGAUUCAGUGCUUUUGCAGGAUGACCCUUCUUAUUUUAAUCGAACUCUUGUGAGCAGCCUAACUUUAUGGAAAUACAAUACCAAAUCAAAUUCAUUGAAUGUUUUAAAUGAUUUACAGUAGAGCUGUGUAUCUGUUUUAAUUUUUUAUUCUCAUUUAAUUUUAUGAUGUACUGUAAAAUACAUUUAUCAAUGGUAUGAU